Molecule: messenger RNA, 1796 nt
Organism: Hemiscyllium ocellatum (epaulette shark)
Lineage: Eukaryota; Metazoa; Chordata; Chondrichthyes; Orectolobiformes; Hemiscylliidae
Product: coiled-coil domain-containing protein 177-like
Exons: 3
Coding region: 1-1785 (594 amino acids)
Source: RefSeq, a predicted model, not a curated record
AUGUCCCGGGCCCCCUGCUCUGUCCUCAGCCCUCGCCUGGAUCUCUAUAAUUUCCAGAGCGCGGAGGCCGAGCUGCGCAGCCGCUAUGUGCUCACCAGCCCGCGCUCGCUCCAGGCGUGCGCGCGCCGCCACGUGCAGCCCGUGCAGCUGCUGGCGCGCUCCCUCCGCGAGCUGGCGCGCGACGCCCCGCUCGAGCCGCUCCGACACCUGCACCGCCGCUACCAGGAGUUCGAGAGGGAGCGCCGCAGGAGGCUCCGAGAGUGCAGAGAAGAGAGACAGCGCAUCAUAGAGGAAGAAAAGGCCAGAAGAACACCCAUACCAACUUGUGUGAAAUUUUCUGCGCUACAAUCUACAAAUGAAUCUGGUCUCCCCAAAACUGAUGUUCUGGAUACUGUCCAUGAAGACCAGAGCUCUUCAAGAGCUCCUCUAUCAGAUGGCAAGAACAUAUCAUCAUCUGUGGGGGCCAUUUCAGAAGAAAGUAAAAGACCAGUGGAUAUGUCUACACAGCAGAAGAGGAAGAAUUCGCAGGACACCAGUCUGAGUGGGUAUUUUCGCAAGAACACCAGUCUAGGUGACCUAAGGCAGUCCCCUGCCACAGCGAAGAAACUGGACAAACUCGUUAGUGAGAUUCGAAGGGAAACCAAUGUGAUCAUUCCCGAACGUGAUAGGAAGAUUGCAGCGUUAAUGCUGGUUAAACAUCAGGAAGAACAGGAGAGAUUGGAACAACGUCUCAGAGCCCAGCAGUUCUGGGAUAAACUGAAGAAGACAGAAAGAUUAGCACAAGUGAAGCUAGAAGCUGAAAGACAAAAAGGCCUGAUCAAGAGCAUUGGCAGGUGGAGAAAAGAACAGGAAAUGAGACAGUCCAAAAUUCAACAAGAAGUAAAACAGCUGGCUGAACUGCGGAAGAAAGACGUGGUUUCCAAAGAAAAUAAAUGGAAAGUAUUGGUUGAGGAGCAGGAAUUAAAGAAAAAAGAAAAGUUAGAACAAGCCAAGUAUGAAGCAGAAAUCCGUAAACAUCACCAAAAUCAAUUGCGGGAACAAAUGGAAACCAUCAAGCAAAUCAGCAAGGAACGAGAAGUACAGGCUUCACAGGUAAAGCUGUCAAAUGCAGCUCAGAAGCGACUGCUGAAAGAAAUGAGCAAUCAGAACAAAAUCAAGCUGGACAAUGAACAUGAAAAGCUGAAGCACAUGAUCAUGAAAAAGGAGAUUGACAAUCUGACCAAGACUGAAGAAUUAAUGGUGAGGAUGUCACAGGAACGGAAGCUUUUACGAUUCAAGGAAAACCAUAAACUUCUAGUCGAAGAAAGAAAGAGAGGACUGAGAGAAAAAGCAACCCGAGAGAAAAGCCAGAUCCUUCAAGCUAAGCUAAGGGCUGAAAAACUAGAACAGGAGCAGAAGGAGCGUAAGGAAGCCCUGGCUGAAAUCUCUGACCUCAAAAUAGAACAAGCUCAGAAAGCUAUGUUAAAGUGCAUUCAAAAUAAAGCCCUUCAGACACAAAAGACCAGGUCAGAGAAAGAGAGGAUCCACCAGCAGAUAAAAAAGAAGGUCAAGGAGGAAGAAGAGUGGCAUCGACAAGUGAUGGAAGAAACAAUUAAAAGGAAAGAAAAAAGAAGUGAAGAAAUUUUGAAAGUGAAGAAAGCAACUAUUGAGGAGUCUCGCCAAGUUGCCCGAGCAGCCUUCCAAAUGAGAGAACGCGUGCGAGAGCAGAUUAACAGCCGUUCGUUUGAUCAAAUGGCCAUGGAAGCUGAGCUUUGGGCCAGCUUAGUGAAAAAAAUAGCUUCCUGAUGUCUGAGGGG